AUGGACUCGGGCGGAUAUAAAUCCAAGUUAUAUUGGCGACAAGCGGCAAGAAUUAGAAAAGCCGACCUCGUUGCAAAGCACCACUCGAUCUCCUCUGUCUUCCUUCGAGAAGUCUUCACGAGGAAUUGCGUGAACCCGGCAGCAGCAAUAAUCCCGGGAGGCUAUCAAGCACAAUCGAUGCCCAACCCGCGAGUCAAAAUGUGUCUCUGUCAACACGCAAUCCCAGCUGACGGCUUUCGAGACUUGCAUCUUGGAGCCAUUUACCAAGAUAAAGUAGAGCUUUUCCGGCCAGAGCCUGGUAUCAACGAGGUCUCGCGUUUCUCAUCAAACCUUGAACGCUUGGUUUACUUUGUAAUUGUUGUCUGUUCCCACUUUCCUGAAGCAGUGAAUGCUGGAACGAUAUCGUCGAGCUGCGAGAUUCUGACAAGAAUGUCAUACUCUCAAUGA
Molecule: messenger RNA, 447 nt
Organism: Histoplasma capsulatum G186AR
Lineage: Eukaryota; Fungi; Ascomycota; Eurotiomycetes; Onygenales; Ajellomycetaceae
Exons: 4
Coding region: 1-447 (148 amino acids)
Source: RefSeq, a predicted model, not a curated record